This is a messenger RNA of Spea bombifrons (plains spadefoot toad), 519 nucleotides long. RefSeq names its product cadherin-1-like. The transcript is spliced from 4 exons. Lineage: Eukaryota; Metazoa; Chordata; Amphibia; Anura; Pelobatidae. Gene Ontology annotation, cellular component: membrane. Gene Ontology annotation, molecular function: calcium ion binding. Bases 38 to 391 code for a protein of 117 amino acids. The record is from RefSeq and is a predicted model, not a curated record.
GCAGCCAACACAAGCCUUAGGGGUCUCUGCAGAAAAAAUGAACUACUGUCACCUGGCACUCCUUAUAUUCCUUGUACAGGUAAUUCAUGGAUUGACUGAGGAGGAAGCGCAGUGUCUGCCUGGGUUUCGGGAGCCGCGAUACACCUUCACUGUAACACGCAAGGUGCUGGAGAGAGGACGGGUCCUGGGGAAAGUGAGUUUUGAAGCCUGCUCACAAACUUCCCGAGCCCUGUAUUCCCCAGAAGACACGCGUUUCCGGGUUUUCCCAGAUGGAAAAGUGACCGUUAAGCGGCAGCUCACCCUGCACGAAUCCUACGUUAACUUUGUGCUGAAUGCAUGGGAUGCGUCGGGCGGCAAACACUCGGUGCCGGUGGCUGUUUGGUACGAGUGACACCAGCCCAGAAGACCAUCAUUAAACAUUUGGUAAAAAUGUCUAUUCCCUAAGUGGCUGCUUAAUGGACCGUUGCUGUUCCUUGGACGACUGUCUUAAGCUUUACAAAUAAAUCAUAUAAAAUAAAA